AUGCGCCUUCCAAAGACGCAUCGAAUGGUCAAACUCCGAAUUCAUAAAAUUAAUCCGUUCAAAAACAAAAAACGAUACGAAGCCGUUCUGGAAUUCGAGUUGGCAAAUCCAUUGGCGAGUGAUUUAACAAAGAACUUUCUCAAAAACAAAAAGUGUGUCAAAUGGAUCAUGGAAUCCCGCAUAACAACCAUCAAACACCCCAUCAAGCCACGUCAUCUUCUGAAAUCCGCCAUCGAAGCCUACAUCCUCUACAAGGACCGAAAAUCCAGCGGAAAUUGA
Caenorhabditis briggsae is the source of this 279-nucleotide messenger RNA. The record is from RefSeq and is a predicted model, not a curated record. NCBI's taxonomy places the organism in Eukaryota, Metazoa, Nematoda, Chromadorea, Rhabditida, Rhabditidae. Bases 1 to 279 code for a protein of 92 amino acids. The transcript is spliced from 3 exons.